AUGGGCGAGGGAAGAGGCAGUGCAAGUAGCACAAGUGUUGUUACAAUGCUACUAUUAUGUAUGUUUGUGUUUCAUCCUAACAUGAUUCAUGCAGAAACAUACAUUGUUGGUGAUGGCCAAGGUUGGACCUUUGGUGUUCAAAGCUGGCCUGCAGGAAAAAUAUUCAGAGAAGGUGACAUACUUGUGUUCAAUUACAUUCCUUUGAUACACAAUGUGGUGAGAGUGAAUGAGUUUGGCUAUAAGUCAUGUGUAGCUCUAGGAGGAUCUGAGUUGCAUGCAUCUGGAGCAGAUAGAAUUAAACUUACUAAAGGAGCUAACUACUUCAUAUGUGCUGUUCCAGGUCAUUGUAAUCGAGGACAGAAAAUUGCAGUGAAUGCUUAUUAAUCUCUUAACUAAUGCCUUGUAAUUUUCAAUUUUUAUGAAUUUAUCUAUCCAAGGCAUCUUUUCAAGGCAGUGUUGUAAUUUUGCUUUUCGAGAUAUACUAAUGGAAAGGACUGCAUUGUUGUAUUGAA
Molecule: messenger RNA, 512 nt
Organism: Vicia villosa (hairy vetch)
Lineage: Eukaryota; Viridiplantae; Streptophyta; Magnoliopsida; Fabales; Fabaceae
Product: basic blue protein-like
Exons: 2
Coding region: 1-384 (127 amino acids)
Cellular component (GO): plasma membrane
Molecular function (GO): electron transfer activity
Source: RefSeq, a predicted model, not a curated record